Messenger RNA from Myiozetetes cayanensis, 9897 nucleotides. RefSeq names its product platelet derived growth factor subunit A (gene PDGFA). Bases 881 to 1594 code for a protein of 237 amino acids. The record is from RefSeq and is a predicted model, not a curated record. Gene Ontology annotation, molecular function: growth factor activity; platelet-derived growth factor receptor binding. The transcript has 6 exons. Gene Ontology annotation, cellular component: membrane. NCBI's taxonomy places the organism in Eukaryota, Metazoa, Chordata, Aves, Passeriformes, Tyrannidae. Gene Ontology annotation, biological process: positive regulation of protein autophosphorylation; positive regulation of MAP kinase activity; positive regulation of ERK1 and ERK2 cascade.
ACCCUCCAGACCGGCCACCGCUCCGGAGCGAGCCCGGACCCUCCCUCCGCCUGGAGUUGCAGUUCGUCUCCGAUCCCCUUGGGAUUUAAACCUUCUUGCAUAUAUAUAUAUAUUUUUUUUUCCCUUCCUCCUUCUCCUCCUCUCUUUUUCUCCCGUGCAAAGUGGAGCAGGAACUGCACCAAGGCAGCCCGCGAGAUCCUGCAACACUGCUCCGAUUUAAUUCCCUGCUAUUAUUCCUAAUUAAUUAUUAUUUUUGACCUCGCCCCCACCCCCCUCCGCCGGGGAGGGAAGCGGGACCAUUCUCGACAAGAGAAAACAUUUCGCUCCGUAUCUAUAAUAAAGAUUUUUGAUUUUUCCCCUUUCCGAGGAGGGGCCGGGUGGAGGGCAGGCACGGCAGGGGGGGGCCGGCCCUCGGCGGAGAGCGCAGCCCCGCGGUCCCGGCGCGGAGCGCGGCCGCGGCGGCGGGGGGAGGCGGCCCCAGCGCCGCCCGCGAGAGGGGGGCAGCCGCCCCAGACAGGUGAUGGGCGUUUCGGCUGCGCUCCGGAUCGACUCCUUGGGUUUCACUUUGGUCUGAUCUAAGCAAAUAUGCAGAAGUACCGGCUGGUCUAGUCCUAAGAGCCAAGAGGAGCGAGCGAGAGCGGCAGAAGGGAGAGCAGCCACGCUCCCGUAGCGAGGGGAACGUACAAACAGCGGCCGCGCCGUCAUUAAGCCACCGCCGCCCCGGGCAGCCCCGACCCACCCCUGGAUGCGGAGGACCCCGAGCCACCCCGCUGCCUUUCCCCUGAGGGAUGGUACUGAAUUUCUGCGCGGCAGGAGCCGGCCUGCAGCUCCUCUCCAUCAGCGUUGCCUUCCCUCCGUGUCUAAAGUGCACUAGACCGCGAUGAGGACCUGGGCUUGCGUUUUGCUGAUAGGUUUUGGCUACCUGUCCUUUACCUUCUCCGAGGAGGCCGAGAUCCCGCAGGAGCUCAUCGAGCGGCUGGCGCACAGCGAGAUCCACAGCAUCCGCGACUUGCAGCGCCUCCUGGAGAUUGACUCCGUAGGAUACGAUGAUGUUUCAGAAACAAACUUGAGGUCCUAUAGUGUUCAUUCUGCUAAACAUGUGCAAGAGAAUCGUCCUGUGCCCAUUCGCAGAAAAAGAAGCAUUGAGGAAGCCAUCCCGGCUGUCUGCAAGACACGGACGGUCAUCUACGAGAUACCUCGGAGUCAGAUCGAUCCCACCUCGGCCAACUUCCUGAUAUGGCCGCCCUGCGUGGAGGUGAAGCGCUGCACUGGCUGCUGCAACACCAGCAGUGUGAAAUGCCAGCCAUCCCGGAUACACCACAGGAGUGUCAAGGUGGCAAAAGUGGAAUAUGUUAGAAAAAAGCCAAAAUUAAAAGAAGUUCUGGUGAGAUUAGAAGAGCAUAUGGAAUGCACCUGUACAUCAUCAAAUACUAAUUCAGAUUAUAGAGAAGAAGAAACUGGCGAGACCGAGGCAUGGAGAAAAGACUGUGCAAGGUCAUACAGCAAAGCUGUGGCAGAACCAGGGAUAGGACUCAGAUCUGAGUGCUCAUCCAGUGCCCUAAAUCACACGACCAUCUUCCCUUUCCAAGAAUGAAUCCUUGCACCCUUAGAGCUAAAUACUGAAAAGAUUGAGGGUAAGUCAUUUUGCCUAAUUACUGUGCAUCGGAUACAUGAUCAAAAGCCACUGCCAUAUCGUCAGAGAACGUAGUGACUGAUGAAAAUCCAUCUUUCUGCCCAUGCAAUUAAGCAGCCUUUUAUCCUAUCAUGAGCUAGUCAUUUCCUUCUUCUCAAAGGAGUCAGCCUUUCGUGACUUACAGUGAAAAUUAUGCACAUAGAACAAGACUCAGAUUUUAUGGGAAUUUACAAAAAUUCAGUAGACAAUUUUUAUUCCUUCCUUUUAUGGUGUGGGUAACAUUUCCUAAGGGAACUGUUUUUAUCACGGGCCCAAUCUUAAAUUUUUUUUCCCAGACCUUAACGUGGAAAAGCACUUUAGGAGAUGGCCUCUGUUUGCUCUUCAAACUAAGCAUGCUCCUAGCUUUGGACAAACAUCCCACUGACCUCAGGCAAAUGGAGCAGAGUUGAUGCUUUCUUAUUUUUAAGUAGGGUGUGCCUUCCUGACACAGGCUCCCAGCUGUGGGUUGGGGGUCUUCAUGCUCACAGAGAGUUGACAUAUGUUGUAAGAAACCUUAAAGAUGAAGUACCCAGAGUAGAACAUACAACUAGGAAGACAGCUGGGAGAGUUCCACUCUCUUCUGCUCCCAUGGAAGCUGCCAUUUUGAACUACAUACUUGUUCUUUUUGGGGAAAAUACUUUCUUGGCAUGGGGUGGAUUCAGGACUGCAGUCACUAAUGCCAGGGAGCCCACUUAAGGUUAUCUGUUUGGGUACCUCAGAGAAUAUAAUUUGAAAACUCACAGUUGUACCUGAUAACAGACAAAUCUGAGAUGGGAAAACAUUAAUGGGAGCAAAUUCCAGGUGAAAUUUGGCAACUUUAGUUUAGGAAAAAGAAUUAAUGAAAAGGUAGAAUAAACAAGAUCAAAAGCUCAGUCAUUCUUUUUGCAGUUGUGGUGUGUCACCUGUCCCUUUAGUCACUCUAAAUAUUUACUGCAUCAGGCUGAAGUAUGUGCUGAAGUAGCUCAGAAUCACUACAACAUGUAAAAAGUUACUGCUGGUUCUUGUUGAACUGCUGCCUAUUAUCAUGGCAUAUGACUGUGAGGUGGGGCCUGCAAUCAGAGCUGUAAAUCAAAGAACAAGUCAUAGGUUAGGUUCUGUUUUCCUUAGAUAUUGUCUCUAAGUUUGUUUUCUCUAUGUUAGUCUCGAGUGACGUUUGGUGAGCUUUCCAAAUAGGUUUAAAGUCACGAAUACCUAGUUCCCAACCUGAAAGUAAGGAAGUGCUAACUCUUGGUGUUGUUCAUAAUCAAUAGAUGAAAUUCUGGACAUGUUCUAGUGGUAGAAUUUCUGUCACUAAAAGUUUCAGUGUCGCAUUUUUCCGCUGUUAACUUCUUCUUUAGAGGGGAAUGCAGUCACUGUUAUAUUUGACUCAAUAGCAGGCCAUCAAAUCUGACUUGGUUUGAGUUUUGAGUAACUCAGAAUUUCCAUUUGGACCGAUGCUUGUGCAUGCUAGUUGUCUUCCAGGAACUUAGAUAAAAAUACACGAGGACAGACUCACUUGUGUGCUUCAAAAGAAAAGAAAUUCACAUAUGAAGGCUGGAGUGGUCCCUCAAACCAGAAAAUAAGAAGCCGAAUUUGUAACAAGUGUUACAUGCUCAUCUUCAGAUCAGACUUAGUUUUUUGGCCUCUAUAUACUGUCUUUGAUCUUGCAAAAUGAAGACAACUGGUUUAACUGUCCAUCUUUGAAACUGAGGGUGGCUGAUAAGAUCAGGGAUGCAAAAAGCAAAAGCACCCAGUGAUGCAGUUAAGCUCUUAGUGCUUGAAAUCCCGUGGGGAUUUUGAAAACUUACUGAUUCUGGAAAGCAAUCACAAAUAAAUAGAAGAAAAGCAUUUUAAACACUACUGAAAAUCCCACCCUGGAUUAUUUGCCAGGUGAAAAAAGAAUCCAAAAAAGAGACUACUUAUAAUGAUCGUUCAGUGACAAAGUAGAUAUUCAUGGAGAGUGCUCAUGCUUAAAUCUCUCGGCAGUUAAUUAUCAUCUUUACAGACCAUAAUACUGAAAUACUUCACUUAUCAUCAAUACAUCAGGGCUUGGAUGAACUUUGAGACGCAUGAAAAUGAGACACUCCUUAGGCUUAUGGUAGCUCUGUGUUCUAGUAACUGAUCAACCCAUUACAUAAUUGGUCAGAUCACUAACUUGCAUAAAUAGAUAGAACUCCAUUGACUUCACUGGAGGUGACAGUUACCUGAGAAUUGACCCGAAACUCUUGCCACAAAGCAGAUAAUGGUUUCAUAUUUUGCUGUUUAGUGUUGUAAAAAUAGAAUCAUUUCCUGGAGGAGUUAAAACAAGAAAGUAGGGAAAAGCAAUUUCCCACAGAGACUCAUCCACACUGGAAUUCACCAAAGUCCCCGGAUGUGAACAUGUGCUUUUAGAAAACAAAAACAGCAACUUUGUUUAGGGAAGCCUCUGACCUGUCAAAAAUGCAGAGCAUUUCUUACUAGACUUUUCCUUGGCAAUUAGCGGGUAGAAUUACUCAUAGAAAUUGUUUUGUUUGCUCACAAGGGGAGAAGUAAGACAUAAAUUCAAGAUAGCUCCCAUUUGACCACAAGAAAAAAGACUGUUCACAGAGGGCCUGUGGGUGAAGUGCUGAGCGGCCUCAGCUCCCUUUGGGGAUGAACUCAAAUUUUUAGACCUCAGUGAAGUAUGAAGAGCCCCUCCACACUUGCUGGGCAUCCCUAGCUGUAAUUUUUUCAGCAGUUUAAGGGAUUUGGCAUCCAAUUUUAAUUCGUUCUUAUGUGACUUUCAGGAAACUUUUGUUGCCUUCAGAAUGUCUCUAUUCCAAAGAGAGACUGAUUUCAACCCAGUGAUGUGACCAUACCUUCCAUCUCUAGGUAGCAGCACUCAAACCUUAGAUUUGUUUAUUGUUGUUUGGGGUGCUUCCCAGCAGUGACCUUUCAAGUGCCCCAUUCACUGCUGGAGCAGCCUGGCUGUUCAGGUGGGGAGUUCUCUUCACUCCAUUAUCUUUUCCUUAGCACUUUGGCUUUAGAUGUGUUUUCUGUAUAAAGGUGGUGCUGGUUUAAACUGAAGACCAGGGAAGUUUCAAGUGGCCAGAUUUUGUGCUGUGGGCCCUGUUCUGCUGCUGCUGGGUCUCUUUCCCAGCUGUGUCAGCUGUGUGAGGCCAGAGGAGGAGAGAGAGAUGCUCCAGCACUUCGAGGAAGUGGGCUGAGGGCUCUAUGCUCACACACUCGGAACUGAAGACAUUUCUUGGUCCAAACUUGUAUCCAUUUGUUGUGAAGAGGCUGCUGGCCCAUCCAAAAUGGUUAGGCUAUGCCUGCAUGGCUGAUGGGGUUUUGGGACCUUGCAGCUGGGGUUAGCAAGUGCAAAUGUUUCCCAUUAGCUCCCUGCAUACCCUGCGUUGUGAUUCAUCAAGAGAGACAGUGGAAAGCUGAACUUGAGACAUGAGAUGUUUCUUUGAAGUUACUCGUGGUUAAAGUUAGGCAUGACCUGAGCUGGCUUCCUAAGCUGAGCCCCUGAAGAGCCCACUGAGUCUCUUCCUCCCAUGCAUAGACCGGAGUGGUGCUGUUUCAGAAGGAUCUGAAACCUUUCAGUAAACCAUUUUGUAGUAACAAGGGAAAACUUUAACUAUUCAGUGGCUUCCUACCAGCAAGCUCAGCUACACUAGAGAGCCCAUAGCAAUGCUUGCCCUCUCUGGGCCUCUUAAGGUAUAUUCCUGCCUUAUUUUCUGUAGCAUGUUCCUUUUUUUAAGUGAGAAAACUAUCUUAAAAUGGGACCUUAAAAAGGUGGGAAAUUAAGUAGAUCAUAUCAUCUUGAUUCCUUUAUCUCACUUAAUUAAGGAGAAGUUUGCCCAUAGUGAUCUGGUAUUUCCUAAAACAAGCAUACAUGAAGAACACUUUGAGGAACUUCAAAAGAAUUUUCAGGCUAGAUCAGGAAAAGAUAAAACCAGAAGUGGAAACUUCUAAUACACUUUAUGGCUCAUUACUUACAGGAAGUACAUUGUUACAUAGGAUACUAAUGAAUUCUGCAGGAUGAGGUUUCCAAAAGAAAAAUAAAAUGGCACCUUCUCUAUCUUAGAGGAAAGGUCUGAGAGCUUUUGCAAUUAUGACAGAUAUGCAGUGGAUAUGUAUGGUCAUAUCACCUGGAUGGAGUCUAUCUCUGGGAAAAGGCUAUUUAGAGUUUCAAGUGUGUACACUAUUGAAUUUCUGCAGCAACUUCCUGGUCUAGCUGUUAAAAGUGAUAAAGGGAAUGGUAAAAGUCUAUGUUGUUUUCAGUUGCUCUGUUCUACACCCCAGAGGGCAGAAGUGCUGCCCUGUGUAUGGCUGGCAGUGAGCAGGGUGGCAGGAACACAAACUUGGGUGACUAAGGGUGAACGUGUAAAGUUGAUGCUGAUGUUCCCAAUCAGGUAGUGAGGCCAGCAAAAUGGACACUCAGAUUUUCCAGUGACACUUGUCUGGAAAAUUAUUAUUUGGCAGAGCCUUAAUUAACUGAAAUGGACAGGUAAUUGUAAAAUCCUGAUUUUGGAAUCCCCAGCUACUGGGUUUACUGUUAGUGAGUUAAUGCUGCUCAGAGGUGUUGUGGUAUGGGAAUAUUUAACAUUUGUAAAGCACACAGAAAUCCUAAGGACAGCAGGUAACAGUUUUCUACUGUCUGAAGAGCUCCGUGGUGUAAGGAGGCCCCUCGAUGGUGCCUCGAGAGCUGGGGGGUUGUGCCCCAGGCUCAGCUCAUGGUUUCAAGUCCAGACGUGCUGUCCCCAGGUCAGCAGCACCUGGAGCUGGGUGCACCUCUGUCACAUGCAGUUAUUGCACACAUGCUGGUUACCUUGUGUUCUCCACCACGGGGGAUGUGUCCACCUGCCAGCUCCUGUAUUUCACUCAGGUUGUAAGGAUAGCUUUGCUUUAUGUAUGAACAUAUUUUAGGUGGCAGAGCAUUUCCAUCAGGACUGAAGCACAUGGGCAGUGAAGCUUGAACAUUUUUUCCCUGUGUGCAGGCAAGAUAUUUAAAUAUGGGGUUAGUUGCUCUUUGUAUCUUCAGGGCCCCAGAUACUUCUAAACAUGUGGUCACUGGAAGGCUGUCUUGCUAAAAAUCCAGAGGCCUUUGCCCUUGUGAAAGUUUCUACUCUUGCUUGAAAAGUGAGAUUUGGACUCCUGAGUCUCAGAGAUGCUUUUGCAAGUGUUGUAUCUGUCUUUCUGCUUUUCUAUAAAUCAGCUUGCUUGGCCUGAACUGGAUGUUUAAAUAAUAAACAGCUGAAGGACAGUCUGAUCACUUCUUUCUGAGCGUUUCCCAUGGGGAGCGCUUGGGGUCACAUGGCAUCUGCUCUGACCUUAAGGACCUGCUUUCUGGAGGCUUUUUUACGAUGCUGACAAACCUCACAUUUUAACUAGCUGUUAAAUAAGCCGGUCAGUGGUAACUAUUCAGGAUAGGGAUUAGAAGAGUAUUCUUGCUAGGAUACAAGAUGGCUCUGUCCAUGUGCUGGCCAGGGAUGAAGGGCUGGAAAACUGUGUGGUGGAAGAGACUAUUAAUGUGAUUUUCCACAACUUUCCUUGCAGCUGCAUUUUUGAGAGGAGAGAGAGAGAUGGCUAGGCUUGCAGUAACAUGUUGUGCCGUCAUAAAUGCUACAGCCACCAUCUGUUUCCAGCCCACGACUUGAAAGAAAACUGAGCAGUAAUCUCAUAAUUCACAUGAGCAUUUUACACUUCUGAACCCUUCCCAACCUUUGUCUAAUAAUGAGGGGAGUGCAUGGUGCUAAGUUUUAUUUUUUUUCCUGCACUUAUUAGUGUUUAUUUUUAUGUGUCUUUCUCUUUUGUUGUUUCUGUUUUUUUUUUUUCAUAAAAAAAAUUUCACUGGGAGGAAAAUCAGACCAGUUCCAUGGACAAAAGAAACAUAAUGAGGGCAAAAUCCCAGUUUCAUUGAUCUUGCUGACAGAAUUCUCCAGGAGUAGGUGUAUUUAAUAUUCCUCACUGUGUCUGCCUUAUUUACUUGUUGAUUAAAGGAAAGACAGUAGAAAGUGAAGAGGCAGGUUGCUGAACUGCCCUUUCCCUGCAGAAACAGAACUGCUAGAAUAGCUGGACAUGCGCAUUUUUAAAACCAAGCCGUCAGAGAGGAUGGUAAUGGUGGGUUGGAUUUUAAUGAAAACAAAUUCUUCUGCUAAUCUUUGCUUGGGGCUGGCCCUCCACAGGAUUAAGGAUACCACCUGCUGUGCCAAAGACAUGCUCAGGUUCGAGGCUGCUGGUGGGUGGGAAGAACACAAACAUCUGAGAGCGACUCUGGUGAGGGAUCACAGUCUGUCCUGUUGUAGUGCCCUCAGGGAAGCCAAAGAGUUGAGAUCAUUUAGUUGAUGGAAAUACUGCUCCCCUCCAGCCUGCAAAGCAAGGAUAGCAUCAUUAAGGAUUUCUGUUUGGCUGUUCUGCAAAACCAAGGGCUGCUGUUUCUCUAGGCCUCCUCUCGUCUUUGGAUCCGGUUUGCUCACCUCCUCCAACCACAGCCGGACCGGCUGAAUGAACUCCUGCUCUCCUCUGGCCUUAGGAACAAUGGCUUUCAUCAUCCCCACCAGACUGCAGAGCACUUUAAGGAUGAAAGGGCUUCUCAUUUCAUAUAUCUCACUGCUGCUAGAACUAUAAAUCAUCAAUGGACUGAAUUUAUAGCCAACUGCUACUGCAAGCGAGUGAAAUUUAUUUUGUGUUGUCAUAUGUAUGGUCCAACUGUCCAAGAAGUUGCCAAACAAAGAACUGAGCUGCUGAUGGGCAACCCACUCAAUCUAUUCUCAUUUUAUUUAAAAAUAAUAAAUAACUAUCAAUCAAAGGAACUUAUUUUGACAUGUGCUACCUGUUGGGUGAUCCUCAGUAUCUUUGGGAUGUGUCCAUAAAUGGAAGAAAACUGCCAGCUGUUGCCAGGUCCAGCAGAUAUUACAUGGAUUUCCACCAAGAAAAUCACUGGGGUUGAGAGCAGAUUAAGGACUUUCUCUUUUUUUAACACUACUUGCUGUUCUGAGAGUGUUUGGCCAGGUAGCAAGUGUGCACAGAGGUCACAUCCAGCCACGCUGACCUCUGCUUGAAUCAAUGACAAAUCUGCAUUGACCUGUAUACAGCAGUGGUCCUUCUUCUGCCUCACAGUUUGAUGACAGGUGGAUUUUUGGUGGAUUUCUGGGAUCUGGAAAGCUGGCCUGUGUCUAUCUUGGUGCCUUGUGAUGGUGACGAGCUAAAAAGGAGAUAGUAGAAACUCUUCAAGCUGCUGGGGUCUGAAUCACAUAUUUCUGUAUGAUUUUCUUACAGAGCGAACAAGCCUGAAAGGUCAUUUUUGUGUUUUACCCAGGCCCAUUAAUUACAGCUGGGGGUGUUGGGAGCUGCCUUUCCCCUCCUUGCUCCUGCUGUCCUGCCCAAUUCAAUCCCUGCAGCCUCCCAGCCCCUUGUCUGCGGUUUAUGGCCACAUCUGGAGUGUCUCCCUGCACACGUGCUGGUAGGAGCCUCCUCCCUGCCAGCACACACAUUGUGGCUUUUUGGUGUCCGUGGGGUUCUAGGCAUCUUUCCCAACACUUGUUUUUGCCUGAGAGGGAAAGAGAGAAGGGGCACGGGAAGGGCAGUGGCAGAGAAGGCCUCUGACAUGAAAUUCCCAGGAACAGGAUUUGCACAUUUUAUGACCGUUCAGAUGGAAAUGCAAUGGAGCUGAAUUAUUCCUCCUUAAUCCUGCUUUCUCACUUUUCUCCCAGCAGCCUCUUCCCCUCCAGUUUAGGUAAUACAGAAGCUUAUAAACAAAUCCCCCCGCGUGAAAAAUAGCAAAGCCCGGGGGGAAAAAAAAGGACCUGGGUUAGGGCUGUGAUGGAUAGACAGGUGGAAGGCAGGCACCAGAAGGGAGGAUGAAUGGUAAAAGCCUUUGAUGGAAACACUAAAGAGCUAUUGAAAAUCCAAGGGGUAGGGGGAGGGAGGAGAAAGAAUAGCAGGAGGAGGGAAAGCAAGGGAGCCGUGCCCCCGUCCCCCCGCCCUCUUUCUCAGGAUGUUGAAAGUAUUUGUCCUUCGUUACAAAAUGAUUGAACUGCCGCCAGGCCAGGCCACCCUUCCAGCCAUUGCACUGGGAAACUGGCACUUCUGAAAGCCUCGUCGCCUCUCAAAUUUUAUAGCUUUCCCUUUUUUUUGUGGGAGUUUUUGUGUUGUGCUAUUUGCAGGAUUGUUUUCAGAUUUGCCGCAUAUCAAAGAAACUAUAUUUUGUUGCUCUGACAAACACAGAAUCCAGGUAAUGAAAAGAAGAAUUAAAAAAUAAAGGCCCAUUUUUAUCAGAA